Hevea brasiliensis (rubber tree) is the source of this 510-nucleotide messenger RNA. Its product is annotated as DNA-directed RNA polymerase subunit 10-like protein. Gene Ontology annotation, molecular function: DNA-directed RNA polymerase activity; DNA binding; zinc ion binding. Lineage: Eukaryota; Viridiplantae; Streptophyta; Magnoliopsida; Malpighiales; Euphorbiaceae. Bases 101 to 316 code for a protein of 71 amino acids. Gene Ontology annotation, cellular component: RNA polymerase I complex; RNA polymerase II, core complex; RNA polymerase III complex. The transcript has 4 exons. The record is from RefSeq and is a predicted model, not a curated record. Gene Ontology annotation, biological process: transcription by RNA polymerase II; transcription by RNA polymerase I; tRNA transcription by RNA polymerase III.
CCCAAAUAUAAAGGCCUUCGCUGCUCUGGUGUUGCUGACCAACCAAGAAAUCCUCCAGGGAAGAUACGACCAGAGAACAGAAGCAGGGAGGCAAUAAAAAAUGAUUAUACCAGUUCGUUGUUUCACUUGCGGCAAGGUGAUUGGAAACAAAUGGGAUACUUAUCUUGAUCUCCUUCAAGCAGAUUACUCCGAAGGAGAUGCUCUUGAUGCAUUGGGGUUGGUCCGCUAUUGCUGCAGGCGAAUGCUCAUGACACAUGUUGACCUCAUUGAGAAGCUUUUGAACUACAAUACUCUGGAGAGAAGUGAGGGCAGUUGAAGGAGGCUGUGGCCCUGUGGAGUUACAAAUGUUCUGAAACUAGCUAUCAAAGAUGUGUGGUGACUAUGGUGGAAAUGUAGACAAUGGAAAAAAAAAGGGAAUGUUCAAAUAUCAUGUUUAGAUUCAUCACUGUUGUUUUUUUCCUGUUUGAAAACCAGACCUAUAUAUUAAUGUGAUGCCAAUGUUGUGAGGAA